AUGCUAGGACCAAGACAGUGCAUUCCAACAACAGUAUACCCCUUCACUAGAUGUUUUCACACCAGAUCUACGCAAUGCGGCUCCUACUGUUUGGCAAAUAUCGUUCAUGAAGAAAAUCGGCAAAUUUGUAGCUCAGUAGAUAAUUUUGGACGGCCAGCCAAUUGUCAGUCACAAACUGCUUAUAUUCCGCAGCCACAGCCACGUUGUAGCUAUACUAGUACGUGGCCUUACGUGUCUUGUGGCAUACAACCACCAGCUGCAUGUGAAGGUUGCUACAACCACUAUUACAAUCAGAAUGUAAAGCAAUACAAGAGCUGUCCACCGCAGUGCUAUGAUGAUUUUAGUGUAGGACCACUAUACAGACAAGGUCCAUUCUAUCAACCUGGAUAUGCACAUAUCCCUCCAUGUGCUUACUCCCCUCAAGGAUGCUCCGCUGCUCUUGGAACUAUGGGAGGAUAUGGAAUUUAUAAUGCGAUGCCUGGAUACGGAGUAUAUGGUCAGGCAAGCCUUCCUUAUGCUGGACCAUUAUCUGGACAAUCAGCUGAUCCAAGCUUAAUGCCUGUGUUUCCUUAUUAUGGUAAUACUUUCAACUCAACAGAGGACGGGUCGGUAUUUAAUUAUACAGGGACACCUGCUAAAAAACCCAGGAAUGAGUAUGACGCUAUGUGUAGCAAAGUUACUCAGUGGGUGGGACAUAGGGCUAAACUUGAAAAUGUAACAAUUAAACACAUUGAAGAAGAGCAUUCAUUGAAAUUAGAAAUAAUGGAAAGGAAAUGUGCUGCUGAAAUUGAGGCAAUCAAGAAAGAGUCGGAUGCCAGGAUUGCAAAGAUUGUAGCUGAGCAGGAGUAA
Messenger RNA from Ceutorhynchus assimilis (cabbage seed weevil), 849 nucleotides. Lineage: Eukaryota; Metazoa; Arthropoda; Insecta; Coleoptera; Curculionidae. The record is from the annotation of a GenBank genome assembly.